Messenger RNA from Gavia stellata (red-throated loon), 3243 nucleotides. RefSeq names its product arylsulfatase A (gene ARSA). The coding region runs from base 39 to 1391 and encodes 450 amino acids. Lineage: Eukaryota; Metazoa; Chordata; Aves; Gaviiformes; Gaviidae. The record is from RefSeq and is a predicted model, not a curated record. The transcript has 8 exons. Gene Ontology annotation, molecular function: arylsulfatase activity.
ACGGGCACCCUUCUUCUGCCACGCCCAACCUGGACUGGAUGGCGUCCCGAGGGCUGCGGUUCACCGACUUCUACAGCAGCUCCCCGGUGUGCAGCCCGUCCCGGGCAGCCCUGCUGACCGGCCGCUUCCAGAUGCGCUCCGGGGUUUACCCCGGUGUGUUCAACCCAGACUCGCAGGGAGGUCUGCCGCUGUCUGAGGUCACCAUUGCAGAGGUGCUGAAGGCUGAGGGCUAUGCCACAGCCAUGGUUGGCAAGUGGCACCUUGGCCUGGGGAUUAAUGGCUCCUUCCUGCCCAUCCACCAGGGCUUUGACCACUUCUUGGGGGUGCCCUACUCCCAUGACCAGGGCCCCUGCCAGAAUCUGACCUGCUUCCCACCCGACAUCAAGUGUUUUGGGACUUGUGACCAAGGCUUAGUGCCAGUCCCACUGAUCUGGAACCAGACCAUCGUGCAGCAGCCGGUCUUUUUCCCUGAUCUGGUGCCACGCUACAAUAAAUUCUCCCGGGACUUCAUCGCUGACUGUGCCCGACGAGGCGUCCCCUUCCUUCUCUACUAUGCCUCCCAUCAUACACACUACCCCCAAUUUGCAAGCCAGGAGUAUGCAGGGCAGUCACGGCGUGGGCCGUUUGGUGAUGCACUCUUGGAGUUUGAUGGCUCGGUGGGACAGCUGCUGCAGGCAUUGCAGGAAAACGGUCUUGCAAACACCACCUUGGUGUUUUUCACCUCUGACAAUGGCCCCUCCACCAUGCGGAUGGCACGUGGAGGCAGCUCUGGCCUUCUGAAGUGUGGGAAGGGCACAACAUACGAAGGUGGCAUGCGGGAACCAGCAGUGGCUUAUUGGCCAGGCCAUAUCGCUCCAGGAGUGACACAUGAGCUGGCAAGCACCCUGGACAUCCUGCCAACACUGACUACCCUGGCUGGAGCAGCUCUUCCCAAAGUUGCCCUGGAUGGCUAUGACCUGAGUCCAGUGCUGUUUGGGUCAGGGACGAGUCGCCGUCAGACGAUGUUCUUCUACCCGCCGUCCCCCGAUCCACUGCACGGCCCCUUCGCUGUCAGGCUUGGAAAGUACAAGGCCCAUUACUUCACACAAGGUUCCUUUCACAGUGAUACGACCCCAGACCAGGCCUGCCACGGGCUGACGCCGCUGACCUCUCACUUGCCUCCGCUGCUCUUUGACCUGGAGUCAGACCCAGCCGAGAACUAUGAUCUGCUGCAGAGCGGCGCAGGACUGGAGGUUCUGCAAGUCCUGAAGGAAAUCCAACUGCAGAAAGUGCUUUUUGAACAGCGCAUGGAGUUCGGGGAAAGCCAGAUCAGGAAAGGCAGGGAUCCCGCCCUGCAGCCCUGCUGCGUACCAAACUGCACUCCUAAGCCUUCCUGCUGCCAGUGCUCCUAGCCUCUUGCUGCUCCAUCCCCUUCAGCUGCUCCACACUGGAACCCUAUUCCAAACCCACCAGACCCCUUCACUCCCAACUGACCAAGCGCAGCCUUAGAGCUACCCUGCAGCUUCAGCUCAUAACAUCUCUGACUAAUGGAGUGCUGGGGUAGGAAACUGUGGGUUGGGGAGAUUACCAACCCUGCCGGGAGUGCAGGUCAGUGGAGCUUGUGCUCUGUGUUGGACGUUCAAGCUGAGGCCUCUUGACAGAAACCCUGACUUGUUCAGGGAGGGACCAUGAUAGAGCAUCAUCUCCAGAGCCAGAGCAGUUCCUUUCAAACCAUGAUCAAGAUGAAGCAAAGGGCAUGCCCCAGCAUCCAGAGAUCCCAGCUCAGCUGGAGGCAUGCUCUGCACCGCUGGGUGCGAACAGAGCAGGGAGCUGCAGCACCGUCACUUACUUGCCAGGGGCCAAGAGCGCAGCAAGGGGAGGAUGGGAUGGAUGGUUGUGGUAGCUUCAGAGCCAGGACCUUGUGCAAGCUAGUGCAGAGGGAACAUGCCUAGGUGGGAAGCAGCUCAGGGUAUGCAUGCUCAAGCACCUCCAAGUCCUUCAUGACUCCAGGAGGUGGAGAUGUGGCCAGUGGUUGGCAGGCCUGGUCCUCUUGUAAGGUCUGUGGAUGCUGGGGCUGAUCCGUCAGGUGGGCUGCAACCGCAUGCCAUCCACAUGACUGAAAGGGUCUCUCUCCUCUUGCCUGUGAACUAGUCCAGCUUCAAGUCUACUAGCGACUUGCACCCGCACUCAGCGCUCCCGCCAGUAGCUGGCCCUAGACACUCGGUGUCUCCAGCCGCCAGGUCCCUAUGACCGGAGUUCCCUUCUGCCGUUGCUAGCAGCCAGGCCCCUGGACCCACCCCCCCACCGGGUACAGAGUGAGGCCACACAGAGCAGGAUUUGGGAUCGCUCUCGGAAAGAAGGUAGGACGGACUGUGGGGAUUAGGCGCAGGGCUCAAGUCAAAUAAGCAAACCAACCAGCAGUUGGCUUAUGUGUGACCUGGCUCCUUGAUCCCCCCCUUCUCUCCACUUUCCAUGCUUAUACAUUGCCCUCAUCUUCCUCAACUCCUCCCUUUCUCUGCCCUUAUCUCCUCCCAAACAAGGGACCUACCCCUGUUUAAUUUUCCCCCCUUGCUCCCAGGUUUGCUACAUCUGUGAAUGGAUUUGGUGUUGCAGGUGCUCUUAGCUGGGUCACCUUGGACUUCCAUGGCAUUACUGAUGGGGUUUCCAGGGUACUGCUGUCCCUGCCAGAUUCCUCUCCCCAAAAUGACCCCAAAUCUUCCUUCAGUUAUCUGUGAAGUGGGGCCACCUCUCGCAUCAAUCCCCCUUAACCACCUGUAAACUCUGGUGCUGGAACAGCAGAGUAUCCUUCCGCAGAAGAAAAGUUUUCUCUAAGGCCUUCUCUGUCUGCUCUAAGCAGAUAUGGGGUGCCACCUUCAUGUCAGUUCUCAAAAAACAGAGCAGCUUUGAGUCCAGUUUGUUUGGGGCUCAAUUCUGGUGCCUAUGGAGCCAUGCUAUGCCUGAAGGGCCUUGAGAGCAGCUAUUGCACUUUCAGACAGAGCCUGCCCUGUCAUCCCAGGGACCAGGUUGUGCACUCAGCUGUGUGCCUUACGGCUAUUCCCACAAGCCAGCAUGGCAGCGGGAAGCCCCCCCACCUUUCACAAGCUUUGAGGCUGCCAUUCUUCAAGCCAAUGCCCUCUAGCCUCCAGGGACCUAGCUCUGCUCAGCAAAUGCAACGCAUGGGGCUGGCUCCUGCUUUUCUCCUGUGACUGCCCAGCACUCCAGCAUGUGAGCAAGGCUCCACCAUACAGCUGUGGAAGGUAGACU